AUGAAUCAUGAAUGGUGGCAAGGUUAUUUAGCUGGUGGAAAUGAGUCGGGAUAUGUUCCCGACGGUUACAUCAAGCUUAAAGCAAGACGUCGAGAUUCUGCUCCUAUUCAAAAUCAUCCUCCAUUAAGUAUUACUCCUGAUCCAUCUUCAUCAUUAAAUUCAAUUAAUUUAACAGCAACAUCUUCAAUUGAUCAACUUGAUGCUCCUAUGGUAUACCGUCCACCAUCGGAUUUAUCACUUGUUGAUGAACAUCGUCUUAAUAUAGCUAAAGAAACUGAAAUUGUUGAAGUUGAUUCUGAUAUUGAUGAUGAAGAUGAUGAAGAUGAAGAAGAAGAUGAAGAUGAUUCACAAGAAAAUACAUAUGAAAAUACAAGUAGUUCAAGUCAACCAAAACCACCACCUCAUCGUACAAUUUACGAUAUUUUACCACCUAGUCCACCGAUACCUCAAUCAACAAUUGAUCAUUGUCAAUCAAGAUCAUCGACAUCAUCCUCAUCACGUUUAACAUCAACAAAUGAACAACAAAUAAUUGAUAUUGAUACAGCAUUACGUGAAGUUUUAUCUGGUAUUCGUACAGUUGAAGAAUGUCAUGCUCAAUGUUUUCGUUCAAUACCACCAACAAAUAAUCAACAAGAUGAACGUUUAACAACACCACAAGAAACAGAUGCACCUGAUCUUGUACUUAAUUUACCUAUAUCAAGUGGAUUUAUUACACCACCAGCUACAAAAUCACUUGAUACAAAUCUAAAUGAAAAUCAAUUAUCAAAAUCUUCAUCAUCAUCAAAUAGUUCACCAAUUCAUCAAUCAAUUGAGAAUAAUAAUAAUAAUAAUAAUCAUAAUUCAUUAACUCAAUCAACAAUAGUAAAUGAUUCGACACGAACAUCACGUUCAAAUUCUUCAUCAACACCUACUGUACAUUUUAUUGAAAAACUUCGACCAUCACCUGAACCAACAAAUCGAAAAAAAAUUCCACCACCAAUUAUGAAAAAACCUGAAAAAACUGUUGAAUUACUUAAACGUCUUGGUUUACAACCAUCAACUGAAUCAUCAUGUAGUGUGACAAUUUCAUCAACAUCAACUUCAUCAUCAACAUCAUCUCAUUUACAUCAACAACCAAUACCAGCUGCUGGAUCAUCUAAAACAACCGAUGUUUAA
Messenger RNA from Adineta steineri, 1155 nucleotides. NCBI's taxonomy places the organism in Eukaryota, Metazoa, Rotifera, Eurotatoria, Adinetida, Adinetidae. The record is from the annotation of a GenBank genome assembly.